CUGGGCAUUUUCAUAGUGACAGCUCUAAGCACUGUGGGUCGUAGUUACCUACAUGUGCCAAUUCUUGGAAAGAAACUCAGGGGUCAGAGAUAAUCAUUCAGGUCAUCAUGAUUUAAGGCCAAAAAAACAAACAAAUAAUAACUUGCUUGGAUUGACUGAAUACAGUUCUUACAAGUAAAUAUGGAAAAUGAACCAGACCAUGAAAAUGUGGAACAGAGCCUCUGUGCCAAGACUACUGAAGAAGAACUGAAUAAAUCUUUCAGUCUAGAAGCUUCACUUUCGAAAUUCUCCUACAUAGAUCUGGACAAGGAACUGGAGUUCAAAAAUGAUCUGAUUGAUGACAAGGAGUUUGAUAUUCCUCAAGUUGAUACUCCUCCAACAUUGGAAAGCAUACUAAAUGAGACUGAUGAUGAAGAUGAGUCCUUUGUUCUUGAGGAUCCUACAUUGUUAAACAUUGAUACUAUUGAUUCUCACUCCUAUGAUACUUCAUCUGUGGCAAGCUCAGAUAGUGGUGACAGGACCAACUUAAAAAGGAAGAAGAGGUUACCUGAUUCUUUUUCACUCCAUGGAUCAGUUAUGCGACACUCACUUUUGAAGGGAAUUUCUGCUCAGAUAGUGUCUGCAGCUGACAAAGUAGAUGCCGGGUUGCCUACAGCAAUUGCAGUGUCCAGUCUGAUAGCAGUGGGUACAGCUCACGGAUUGGCUUUAAUAUUUGAUCAGAAUCAAGCCUUGCGACUCUGUCUGGGUAGCACUAGUGUUGGAGGUCAGUAUGGAGCCAUCUCUGCCCUCAGUAUUAACAACGACUGCUCAAGACUUCUCUGUGGCUUUGCUAAAGGACAGAUUACUAUGUGGGAUUUGGCCAGUGGAAAACUCCUAAGAUCAAUAACAGAUGCUCAUCCUCCAGGAACAGCAAUAUUGCAUAUUAAGUUUACAGAUGAUCCAACUCUUGCAAUUUGCAACGACAGUGGAGGCUCUGUUUUUGAAUUGACAUUUAAGAGAGUGAUGGGAGUGAGAACUUGUGAGUCUAGAUGCCUGUUCAGUGGUUCCAAGGGUGAAGUGUGCUGUAUUGAGCCUCUUCAUUCUAAGCCUGACUUGAAAGAUCAUCCCAUCACACAGUUUUCCUUACUGGCCAUGGCAUCCUUAACCAAGAUACUGGUCAUUGGAUUGAAACCAUCCUUGAAAGUGUGGAUGACUUUUCCCUAUGGACGUAUGGAUCCUUCCAGUGUACCAUUGCUGGCCUGGCACUUUGUGGCAGCGCAUAAUUCUGUGAAUCCCAUGCUUGCUUUCUGCAGAGGAGAUGUUGUGCAUUUCCUUUUGGUUAAGAGAGAUGAAUCUGGAGCAAUCCAUGUUACUAAGCAAAAGCAUCUUCACCUCUACUAUGACCUCAUCAACUUUACUUGGAUGAACUCACGCACAGUUGUACUCUUGGAUAGUGCAGAGAAGUUGCAUGUGAUUGAUCGGCAAACUCAAGAGGAAUUGGAAACAGUGGAAAUCUCAGAAGUUCAGUUGGUCUAUAAUAGCAGCCAUUUCAAAUCACUAGCCACUGGAGGAAAUGUUAGCCAGGCACUGGCUUUGGUUGGAGAGAAGGCUUGUUAUCAAUCCAUCAGUAGCUAUGGUGGUCAGAUCUUUUAUUUGGGGACCAAAUCUGUUUAUGUAAUGAUGCUGAGGAGCUGGAGAGAGAGGGUGGAUCACCUCCUGAAACAAGAUUGUCUUACAGAAGCCUUGGCUCUUGCAUGGUCUUUCCAUGAGGGAAAAGCAAAAGCAGUUGUGGGAUUAUCAGGGGAUGCCAGUAAGCGAAAGGCUGUUGUUGCAGAUCGAAUGGUAGAAAUCCUAUUCCAUUAUACAGAUAGAGCUCUGAAAAAGUGCCCAGACCAGGGAAAAAUCCAAGUGAUGGAACAGCAUUUUCAGGAUAUGGUGCCUGUCAUAGUUGAUUACUGCCUUCUGCUACAGCGAAAAGAUCUUUUAUUUAGCCAGAUGUAUGACAAAUUAAGUGAGAAUUCAGUGGCCAAAGGAGUGUUUUUGGAGUGCCUUGAGCCAUAUAUUUUAAGUGAUAAAUUGGUGGGGAUCACACCCCAGGUAAUGAAAGACUUGCUUGUUCAUUUCCAAGAUAAAAAGUUAAUGGAAAAUGUGGAAGCUCUCAUUGUACAUAUGGAUAUCACCAGCUUAGAUAUUCAGCAGGUAGUUCUCAUGUGUUGGGAAAAUCAUCUAUAUGAUGCCAUGAUCUAUGUUUACAACAGAGGCAUGAAUGAGUUUAUUAGUCCAAUGGAGAAACUUUUCAAAGUCAUUGCUCCUCCUCUGAAUGCAGGAAAGACACUAACAGAUGAACAAGUUGUUAUGGGCAACAAGCUUCUUGUAUAUAUUAGCUGUUGUCUAGCAGGUCGUGCCUAUCCCCUUGGUGACAUCCCUGAAGAUCUUGUUCCUUUGGUUAAAAACCAGGUUUUUGAAUUUCUAAUUCGCCUGCAUUCAGCAGAAGCUUCCCCUGAGGAAGAAAUCUAUCCCUAUGUUCGGACUUUGCUUCAUUUUGACACAAGAGAAUUUCUAAACGUAUUGGCACUGACUUUUGAAGAUUUUAAAAAUGACAAGCAAGCUGUAGAAUAUCAACAGCGUAUUGUGGAUAUAUUGUUGAAAGUUAUGGUGGAGAACUCAGAUUUUACUCCCUCACAAGUCGGGUGUCUCUUUACAUUCCUUGCCCGGCAGCUUGCAAAACCUGACAAUACCUUGUUUGUAAACAGAACCCUCUUUGAUCAGGUCCUUGAAUUCCUCUGUAGUCCUGAUGAUGACUCCCGGCACUCUGAAAGACAGCAGGUCCUUUUAGAAUUGCUGCAGGCUGGAGGCAUAGUUCAAUUUGAAGAGAGUCGGCUCAUCCACAUGGCAGAAAAAGCAGAGUUUUAUCAAAUUUGUGAGUUUAUGUAUGAACGAGAACACCAAUAUGACAAAAUUAUUGAUUGCUACUUACGUGACCCACUAAGAGAGGAAGAAGUCUUUAACUACAUUCACAAUAUUUUAUCCAUUCCUGGCCACAGUGCAGAGGAGAAGCAGUCUGUAUGGCAGAAAGCAAUGGAUCACAUUGAGGGAUAUGCAGACACCCAAAAGCCAUUUUUAGAUCGGGUCUGUGGAUUACGGGAACUUGUGUCCCUGAAGCCUUGUAAAGCUGCAGAGCUAGUUGCUACUCACUUUUCUGAACAGAUUGAAACAGUCAUUAAUAAACUUGAGAACCAGCUUUUGCUUUUCAAAUUUUUGAGGAGUCUUCUUGACCCAAGGGAAGGUAUUCAUGUAAAUCAGGAGUUGCUGCAGAUAUCCCCCUGUAUUACAGAACAGUUCAUUGAGCUGUUGUGUCAGUUCAGCCCAACCCAAGUCAUAGAGACAUUACAAGUCCUUGAGGGCUACCGCCUAGAAGAAACUAUCCAGAUUACCCAGAAGUAUCAACUUCAUGAAGUCACUGCCUAUCUAUUAGAAAAGAAAGGAGAUGUUCAUGGUGCCUUUUCAAUAAUGCUUAAGAGACUACAAAGCAAACUUCAAGAAAUAACACAUCAAGGUGAAACUACCAGAGAGGAUCCCUCAUUGAAGGAUGUGGAAGAGACCACGGUAGAGACAAUUGCCCUUUGCCAGAGAAAUUCACAUAAUUUGAACCAGCAGCAAAGAGAGGCACUCUGGUUUCCCUUAUUGGAGGCAAUGAUGGCCCCUCAGAAGCUGUCCAGUUCAGCCACACCUCAUCUACACUCUGAAGCUCUGAAAUCUUUGACCAUGCAAGUUCUAAACAGCAUGGCAGCAUUUAUUGCACUUCCAUCAAUCUUGCAAAGAAUCUUACAGGAUCCAGUUUAUGGAAAAGGAAAACUUGGAGAAAUCCAGGGACUUAUUCUGGGAAUGUUGGACACCUUUAACUAUGAACAGACCCUGCUGGAAACAACUACCAGCCUUCUAAACCAAGAUCUCCACUGGUCACUGUGUAACCUGAGAGCUUCCAUCACCAAAGGACUGAAUCCCAAACAGGAUUACUGCUCUAUAUGUCUGCAGCAGUAUAAGAGACGCCAAGAAACGGCUGAUGAAAUUAUUGUCUUUAGUUGUGGCCAUUUGUAUCACUCAUUUUGUCUGCAAAACAAAGAGUGCACCAUAGAAAUUGAAGGGCAAACAAGAUGGACAUGCUACAAAUGCAGCUCAAGUUACAAAGCUGGAAAAUUAAGUGAAAAUUCAUCUGAAGUAAAAAAAGGAAGGAUAACUCCAUCACAGAUGGUAUCUAAUAUCGAGCUACUUCUAAUAAUUUCAUCUUCCUUGAAAUUAGUAAAAAUGUCUCCAUCCUGUCAUCCAUCUAAAGGGGAUCCUGCUGUUAAGAAAGCAACCUCAGAACCUGUUCUGGAUCCACAGCAAAUCCAAGCAUUUGAUCGGCUUUGUCGUCUCUACCGAGGAAGCUCCAGGCUGGCGCUCCUUACAGAACUCUCCCAGAGCCGCGGCAGCGAGAGCUACAGGCCAUUCAGUGGUUCCCAGAGUGGCCCUGCUUCCCACAGCAUCUUCCAGAACGAGAACUUCCAGCUGCAGCUCAUUCCCCCGCCUGUGACUGAGGACUGACGCCUCUCUGGGGCCUGGCCCUGAAGAGCAGAGGUGACCCGAGGCAACUGGGGGACCCCCUUGACUGGCUUGACCCCCGCUGCCACCCACACUCCUAAGCAGUGGGUCCAAGGUGGAGGCUUUCUCAUGCCCACCAGGCCAGGGAGACUCCCUCCCGUCUCUUCCAUGAUGCUGCUGCAGCAUCAGACUGGUUGAUUGUGUUUUGCCUGGACUGUCACAUACCUCCAUCCAGCUUUUUGAGAAAAUGUGCUUGGCCUGUUGGGACGUUUUCCUGUCUCCCCAGAAGCCUGGAGAAUAGGUGGAGCUCACGCAGAAGGCACUCAGGAGUCUGUGGUCCUUGGCUCCUCCAGCCAGCGGGGAACCUGGAGGGACUUCGGCUCCUGCUGCUGUUGGGAGGAGGGGACAGUGUGGGCCGGCUGCAGCAUAGCUGAGACCUGCACUGGAGGGAGCCAAGGACCUGCGGGCCGGCAUCUCCCUUUUGAUGUGUUUAUGUUAAAACCCAUUUGAGUGUAAGAUUUUCCCUUUCUAACAAUAAAUGCUCUGUGUUUAAGCUC
Myotis myotis is the source of this 5117-nucleotide messenger RNA. It is a transcript of the gene VPS8, whose product is annotated as VPS8 subunit of CORVET complex. Gene Ontology annotation, biological process: endosomal vesicle fusion; protein targeting to vacuole. Gene Ontology annotation, molecular function: protein binding. Gene Ontology annotation, cellular component: CORVET complex; late endosome; early endosome. Lineage: Eukaryota; Metazoa; Chordata; Mammalia; Chiroptera; Vespertilionidae. The record is from RefSeq and is a predicted model, not a curated record. The coding region runs from base 181 to 4563 and encodes 1460 amino acids. The transcript has 49 exons.